Messenger RNA from Drosophila eugracilis, 2802 nucleotides. RefSeq names its product DNA replication licensing factor MCM4 (gene dpa). Gene Ontology annotation, molecular function: single-stranded DNA binding; ATP hydrolysis activity; ATP binding. Gene Ontology annotation, cellular component: nucleus; MCM complex. Bases 99 to 2702 code for a protein of 867 amino acids. The record is from RefSeq and is a predicted model, not a curated record. The transcript has 7 exons. Gene Ontology annotation, biological process: double-strand break repair via break-induced replication; DNA strand elongation involved in DNA replication; DNA replication. NCBI's taxonomy places the organism in Eukaryota, Metazoa, Arthropoda, Insecta, Diptera, Drosophilidae.
UUUUACUUGGACUCAUUCACAGCAUCGCAUCGUUUAUAUUUUGGUCACAACAACUCCAGUUUUCGUCCAGGACAGACUUAAUAUACAGCUCUGAGGAAAUGUCAAGUCCCGCUCGUUCACCCAGUGUCGGAGCUGCCACGCCCAAACAGGGAGCCCGCACGCCAACUAGAGGAAUUGCUACCCAAGAUGUGGAGACUCCCAUGCGUAUGGGUCCUGGCAGGGCCGGUGUUCGGCCCUCGGAUAACAUCAGUUUGCCGCCCACUUCGCCGGGGAAUAUCAGUUUGCCAGCUACCAGUCCAGCUCGUGGGUUGGGUGCCAACAUGAGCGAGAUCGAUUUAAGCUCUCCACUCAACUAUGGCACUCCAAGCUCUAUGGGGUCCAUUCGCACUCCGCGCUCCGGAAUACGAGGUACUCCAUUGAGAGCGCGUCCUGAUAUUCGGACGGAUAAGCGCAUCCGCCAGGUAGCCAUUGGCGGAGGAUCGGGUCUGGAACCUAUUCCGGAAAAGGGCUCGGAGACGACGGAUCCCGUAUCUGAAUCCUCACAGGCACCGCAACUUGUCGUCUGGGGCACCAAUGUGGUGGUUAGCCAGUGCAAGUCAAAGUUUAAGUCGUUCAUAAUGCGCUUCAUCGACCCAAGCGCCGAGCAGGAUGAGAUCUCCGAAAACAUCGAUGUUAACCAGCCCCUAUAUCUGCAGAAGCUGGAGGAGAUACACACAUUGGAGGAGCCGUAUCUUAAUCUCAACUGUGCCCAUCUUAAGACCUUUGAUCAGGAUCUGUACCGUCAGUUGAUCUGUUAUCCUCAGGAGGUUAUUCCUGGCUUUGACAUGGCCAUAAAUGAGAUGUUCUUCGAGCGAUAUCCAGCCGCCCUUCUAGAGCACCAGAUUCAAGUGCGUCCGUUUAAUGCCGACAAGACACGCAAUAUGCGCUCCUUAAAUCCCGAAGACAUGGACCAGCUGAUUAGCAUCAGCGGAAUGGUCAUCCGUUCAUCAAACGUUAUUCCCGAAAUGCGUGAGGCCUUCUUCAGCUGCAACAUCUGCUCCUUCAGCACCACUGUCGAAGUAGAUCGCGGUCGGAUCAACCAGCCCACGCUGUGUACCAACUGCAACACCAACCACUGCUUCCGUCUAAUCCACAACAGAUCUGAGUUCACUGACAAGCAACUUGUCAAGCUGCAGGAGUCCCCGGAUGACAUGGCUGCUGGUCAGACGCCUCACAAUGUGCUGCUUUAUGCCCACAACGAUUUGGUGGACAAGGUACAGCCGGGUGAUCGUGUUACAGUUACUGGCAUCUACCGAGCAACGCCGCUUAAGACCGGUGGUUUAAGUUCAUCAGUGAAGAGUGUGUACAAAACUCACGUCGAUGUAGUUCACUUCCGCAAGGUGGACAACAAACGGCUGUACGAAGAAGAAGAGGGCAAGGAUCACAUCUUCCCACCGGAGCGCGUUGAGCUUCUGCAGUUGCUGGCUAAAAAGCCGGACAUCUAUGACCGCUUGGCUAGAGCUAUUGCGCCAUCAAUUUACGAGAAUGAUGACAUCAAAAAAGGCAUCUUAUUACAGCUCUUUGGAGGUACUAAGAAGAAGCAUGCCACUCUUGGUCGUCAGAACUUCAGAUCGGAAAUUCACCUUCUGUUGUGCGGUGAUCCAGGUACUUCCAAGUCCCAGAUGCUGCAGUACGUGUUCAAUCUGGUGCCAAGAUCACAGUACACAUCAGGUCGCGGUUCUUCUGCUGUCGGUUUAACUGCUUAUGUCACUAAGGACCCGGAGACACGCCAGUUGGUCCUGCAAACGGGUGCAUUGGUUUUGGCCGACAAUGGUGUCUGCUGUAUCGAUGAGUUCGACAAGAUGAACGACUCGACCCGCAGCGUACUUCACGAGGUUAUGGAGCAGCAAACUCUUAGUAUUGCCAAGGCAGGAAUCAUCUGUCAGCUUAACGCAAGGACCUCCAUCCUAGCAGCCGCCAAUCCUGCCGAGUCGCAGUGGAAUAAGCGAAAAAAUAUCAUUGAUAAUGUGCAGCUUCCACACACUCUACUGUCCCGCUUUGAUUUGAUAUUCUUGGUCUUGGAUCCCCAGGAUGAGAUUUUCGACAAGCGCCUGGCCAGCCAUUUGGUCUCACUGUACUAUGUGACUCGUCACGAGGAGGAGGAUACCAUGUUUGACAUGAGCGUCCUACGAGACUACAUAGCCUAUGCUCGCGAGCAUCUGUCGCCCACGCUUUCGGAUGAAGCGCAGCAGCGGCUUAUCCAGGCCUACGUGGACAUGCGAAAAGUGGGUGCCGGUCGUGGCCAAAUCUCAGCAUACCCGCGUCAACUGGAGAGCCUUAUCCGGCUGUCGGAGGCGCACGCCAAGGUACGGCUCAGCAACGAGGUCGAAUUGCUGGACGUAGAAGAGGCUUGGCGACUACAUCGUGAGGCUCUCAAGCAGUCCGCCACAGAUCCCCUGUCCGGCAAGAUCGACGUGGGCAUCCUCACCACCGGUUUAUCCACAGCAGCUCGUAAAAAGCGAGCCGAUCUGGUGGCGGCUAUUAAGGAGAACCUGAAGAAGAAGGGCAAGGUCCUCACUGUUCCCUACCAAAAACUGUUCAACGACAUAAAGGAGGGGUCUCAAAUUAUGAUCACCCGUGAGCAAUUCGAGGAUGCUCUGAAGGAGGUACAAGAUGAAGGUGCCAUUGUUGUGAUGGGGAAAAACACCAUUCGCAUUUGUUAAUUUUAUUAUAAUUAUGUCAUUUGAAACCAUAAACUCAUUCAUUCCUAUUUUUAAGUGCAUCUACAAAAAAGGUUCAAUAAAAUUUGUCUAUGUUUUGCCA